Messenger RNA from Schistosoma mattheei, 3591 nucleotides. NCBI's taxonomy places the organism in Eukaryota, Metazoa, Platyhelminthes, Trematoda, Strigeidida, Schistosomatidae. The record is from the annotation of a GenBank genome assembly.
AGUUGAAGGUUGAGGUUGCAGGGUCAUUUGAAUGUGGAGGAGGAAGCAUAUACGAAGACUUCUGUCGUCUGCAACUGAUUGUUAGGGAAUUAUCUUCUUUAAAGAUGAUGUUGUAUAUGCUAUUAUUUUCGCAAUUAAAUGGUUUAUCCGUCAUCGAAAACACGUUAUGCACCGUGAUUUGAUGGAGAAAUAUGGUGUUCCAGCCAAUCACAAGAUUGUUGGGUUCUUUCAUCCUUAUUGUAAUUGUGGGGGUGGGGGUGAACGUGUUCUAUGGACUGCAAUUAAGUGUAUGUUAGAAAAAUAUAAAAACAUAGUGAUUGUUAUUUAUACCAAUGAUGCAGAGUGCCUUUCAAAUCCUGAUAAAGUCCUCAGUAACAUCCGAAGAAUAUUUGGAAUAUAUUUCAACAAACCUUCCAAUUCUUCUGCUAUACAUUUUGUACCACUGAAAUCAGAGAUAUUACUAACUCCGAAGCUAUAUCGUUUAUUCACGCUAGCUGGUCAGGCUUUUGGUUCAGUUCUAGUUGGAUUGGAAGCUAUCUUUAGAUGCCCACCAGAUGUAUAUAUUGACACUACCGGAUUCGCUUUUACCAUACCUCUAGCCAAAUGGUUAUGUAAUUCACAGACAGCGGCUUACGUACAUUAUCCAACUAUAUCGUCUGUUAUGUUGCAACGUGUAUCGUCCUCAUUGUUCUCAAAAAAUAAAAAUGAAAUAGUUUUAACUUAUAAUAAUCCUGAUUGGGUUAGAAAUAAUAAGAUCUUUUCCAGCAUAAAAUUCUUAUACUACAACCUUUUUAUCAAAGCUUAUAAAUUCUCUGGUUCAAGCAUAAAUGUCGAUGUUGCAAUGACGAAUUCAUCUUGGACGCAAAAGCAUAUUCAGUCAUUGUGGGGUGGAAAACCUGUUGUGCUCUAUCCUCCUUGUCCCGUCGAGGAUUUGGAAGGGAAAUUAUUCAGUAAUCAAAGAUUUAAGUGGAUUUUAUCUGUCGGUCAGUUUAGACCGGAAAAGAAUCACAAGCUUCAGUUAGACGCUUUCCAUCACUUCCUUAACCGUCACGAGUCAGCAAAAGGCGAUGAAAAACACCAGUUCAAGCUUCUUUUAAUAGGUGGCUGUCGGGAUGACAAGGAUUUUGCCCUUGUCUCAAAACUUAAAGACCAGGCUGCUGCACUGGAACUUGGAGAUACUGUAGAGUUCCACAUUAAUUUACCCUAUCAGGAGUUAAAAAGCUAUUUUGGACGUUGUUCUGUUAAUUUGCACACUAUGGUGGAUGAACAUUUCGGAAUAAGUGUUGUGGAAGGCAUGGCAUCCGGUCUUAUUACAAUUGCUCACAGAUCCGGUGGUCCACUUACUGAUAUAAUUGGACCCUCAGAAACUAGUUCAUCUUCCAAUCAGUUAGAAAAUUCAGGUGUUGGAUUUCUUGCGUCAACAGUUGAUGAAUACGCAAAUAUUUCGAAUUGGUAUUGUUGAAAAUGUCUGAAUCACAAAUCGAUGCCAUACGGAAAAAUGCCAUCCAGUGGGUACAUAAAAAAUUUUCUGAGGAUUGUUUCACCAGGGCUUGGAUCGAUCAAAUGAAUGUAUUCUGUUUGGACUCAAUUUCAGCAUGAUAAGCGACACCGAUAAUAAAGAGCUUAUUGUGAUAAUCUUCUGAAGAUUCUCUUAUGUAUCAAAUUGCCUAUGCUGUUUUACAAUAUUUAUUAUCGGUUCCAUUAUGAAUAUUCUUUAUUUGUAUUGUAUUUUUGAUUUAUACAAAAGAAAUUUAUGCGAGUUAAUUAUCUUAUGAUGGCUAGAAUUUUGUAUCAAUCGUUAUUUAUUCAGUUAAUAUAUCAGUCUAAACUUGUUUAUUAACUACAUGGUGAUAAAACUUGGUAUUGCGUAACAGAGAUUCAGUAUGUAUCAGAAAAAAUGGAAAUACAAUUAAUAGGACACUGUAUUGUAAUAGACUUUCAAGGAAAAAGUAAAUUACUAAUUACAUGUGUCUGAAUCAUUUUGAUCGACCACAAAAUUCACAUCGUAUAGGGUGUUCCUCGGUAGAUUCAUGAAAUAAAAGUCGAGAGUAUGUUAUGUGACUCCUUAUGUAUUGCUUUUUUGAAAUUUGAUUUAUUUGCAUCAAUUAUCAUCACGUUUUCAAAUGAACAUUUAUGAGUAUUUUAACCGUGGUAAAAUCUUGUGUUUGUUCAUAUAAGUAAUCAUCUAAAAUUGCACUGACACAUAGGUGAAUAAUGGUUAAUGAAUGAAUGGCCAGGUUAUUAUAAACAUUUUAUUCCUCCUAAGCAAAAUAUCAGGAGAUUAAGUAGUUCAUAUUCUAGCUAUCUUAUAUCAUACUCUUAGAAAGAGAUUUGUGACUUUCAAUGUCGUCUUUCCCAGUCUAUGGUUAAACCACAUCCAGGUUAUGUUAUGAAAACAUUUGCCAACUACAUAUAAGUUUGGAUGUAGAUGAUAUUUUUCAAGCUUUAGUUUGGACUUCUAGACUAAUAAAAAACCAUACUGAGUUGGAAAGUAACCUCUCUUCCUGGUCACAUUUCCUCGCUAAAACUUCAGGAAUUACCUCGGAGUUCCAUCAUACGGAAAGUGAGGCAGUCACGCUACCGAUAACAUUUAAUGAUGAUAAUGCAACAUAGAAAUAUAAACCGUAGGUCGCCAACCUUCAUUUUAUGUUGAUAUUACUUAAUUGGCUCUGCCCUGAGAGUUAAGGGAAGAAUUAUGACGCCUCAUGAUGAAAGCUGAUAUUCUUCGGAAGUCAUGAGGCCGAUGCUCCUUCUAACUACCAGAGCAACAAUUUCUACACGGGACGUCCGGAUAAAGUAGCGGACUUGGAGGACCAGUCAAAUGAGGAGAUACAACUUCGCAGUACUCAGAACCAGCCAAACCCAUUGGACCCAAGCUGGACAGCAAAGGUUAGGUACGGGACAGAUUCUGCUGUACUCCGGUCACGAAGAGAACAAUGCUGCACACACUCAGGGAGUUGUUCUGAUGCUGUCCAAAGAAGCACGUAAUGCAUUUGUAGGAUGGGGAUCUCACGGAUACAGAAUCAUCAAAGCAGAAGGAAGGAACUACGAUGAAUGUUAUGCACCCACUAAUGAUAGCAACGACGAUGAUAAAGAUCAGUUUUACAAGAAGUUGCAAUUGAUCAUAGCGAAGUCCUCAGGAAAGGACCUGACCAUCCUGAUGGCAGAUUUAAGCGCUUAAGUUGGAAUAGACAACACCGGAUAUGACGAUAUCAUGGGACGACAUGAACUGGGGAAGAGAAUUUCAAACCUAUAUGCAUUCAACAAAGUGGUUAUAGAUGGCACAAUAUUCCACAAAAACGUAUACACAAAGCUAUUUGGGUCUCACAGUAUCACACCACGGAGACCCUGGUAGGUCAUAUUUUUAUGAAUAAAAAUUCAGAAGGACAAUUUAGGAUGCGAGAACCCUGGACAGGAUUCAAGAAAGGAAUUACAAGAAGACAGCGAUCAACAAGAGCGGAGAAAGUCAAGGUACAAACUGAAUACGCUGAAGCAAACAAGUAAAUGAAGAGGACCAUGCGAGCCGACAAGCAGAAGUACAUGGAAGACCUAGUAGCGACGGCGGAAAAGGAAAUAUGAAACAACUAUAUG